UGUGUCCAUCAGUGUGCCCCUUUACAUAAGGUGUUGCCAUCAGAGUGCAACUUUACAUCAUGCAUUCCCAUAACCUCAGGUGUGCCCAUCAGAGUGCCCCUUUACAUCUGGUAUCCCCAUCAGAAUGCCCCUUUACAUCUGGUAUCCCCAUCACAUUGCCAACUUACAUCAGGUAUUCCCACCAGAGUGCUCCCUUACACUCAAAGUACCCCUUUCUAUCAUAUUCCCCAUCACAGUGCCCCUUUCCAUCACAUGUGCCCAUCAAAGUGCCCCUUUCCACAGUAUGUGCCUAUUUAUGCCCCUUAACAUAAAAUGUACCCAUCAGAGUGAC
Staurois parvus is the source of this 331-nucleotide messenger RNA. The record is from the annotation of a GenBank genome assembly. Lineage: Eukaryota; Metazoa; Chordata; Amphibia; Anura; Ranidae.